Lachancea meyersii CBS 8951 is the source of this 3675-nucleotide messenger RNA. The record is from the annotation of a GenBank genome assembly. NCBI's taxonomy places the organism in Eukaryota, Fungi, Ascomycota, Saccharomycetes, Saccharomycetales, Saccharomycetaceae.
AUGCCGUACGUGGGUGCGCCCCACAACAAACACCGGUUUGAAGCUUUUAAGGAAAAGCUAUCGAUGAGCAAACCAAGCAGAGACAAUAAGCUAAAAGAUGACUCUUCCAGCCCGUCUCGAGAGGUUUUAGAGAUAAAUCCUGUUCCUCGACCAGAAAACUCGGCAACAGUUGAACGUGGCGAAGCGACUGUAACUCCAGAAUCAGUUUCAGCUCACGGUGGAGCUCCCAGCCCGCAGCCAGAAACUUCAAGCUCACUUUCCAACAGCGAGAUAGACUUUAAAGAGCUAUUGACAUUUCCUAACGAGUCUACACAUGCCUAUUCGUACAAUCCCCUGUCGCCAAACUCACUAGCGGUAAGACUGCGAAUCUUAAAGCGGUCCUUGGAAAUCAUGAUCCGCAACCCUGGCUUGCUGCUGGAACACCAUUCUAAUCAUAGUUCUCAGGUCGGGACACCUAAUGGCAGUCGCCAGGACUUCGACUGGAUUAACCCCAAUAGCAUAAAGCUACCCGAGCGACCCAGUAUACCGAGGAGCUACAGUCAGGAUGGAGCGAAACCACUCUCUGCCUCGAGACUGAGAAACGCUUCUUCUGCUGCUCUUACGGCCCUCGUGUCCAACGCAAAAGGCUCUCUCGCAACCCGUCAAUCACCUGGCAGACGCUCUGGACCAUUUCAACCCUCGGCACUGGGCUCCAGACCCUCCACUGCUUACAAAAAAGUACUACCAAAGCAUGAUCAACUCCCGCAUCCACAGCCAGAGAAAUUUUCUAUAGACUCUGCCUCUCAACUUGAUCGCGGAGAUGGUGAGACACCAAGCGAGAAAGAAUGCCAUGAAAGCAACGAAUUUCUCGAAGCUAAAAACGAACUAAAGAGUUUGCUUGCGCUGCUUAAUGAUGCGUUAGAAAACAAUGGUGCAGAGAAGGCCUCAGACCUUCACAUGAUAUCUCUUUUGAACUUCAGCAAACUCUCCCUGGAUGUGGAGCAAGAGGACAAGAGCGACCAAGAUUCUGGUGAGCGUAGUCUAAAACACGAGGACACUCUUAAAAGAAAUUUACUGGAAAGCUUAGCGCAGCCCUUUUUCGAAAAUUCAAAUGCUUCAGAGUAUGCAGUGGAAGCGGAAAAAAUCUUGGACUUAGAUGUGGAUACUUCCUCUAUCGAUGAUAAUUCUUUCUCCAAUAUGAGGAGCACAUCAGUAAGCACCAGGCUCAUUCACACUUCUUUCUCUAGCAAAAACUCCUCACCCCAGGCAAUCUUCACCUGCUUAGAGCAGUACCCGUGGCAGUUCAAAUCCGCGAACGAUCUUGCCUGUCUGACAUUUGGAAUAUCUCAAAAUGCGCUGCGUGCUCUGACGUUACUUGAUCUUAUUCACAGUGAUAGCCGAAACUUCGUGCUGAACAAAAUUAUGUCCACUGAUAACCACGAGCAAGUUUUCACGGGAGAAAUUGUAGCCAUCAUACAGCCAGGUGAGUCGUCCUCUGACCUGGUGUGGUCAUCCGUUUGGGCAAAAAGACGAAACGGUUUAAUCUUUUGUGUUUUCGAGAAGGUUCCCUGUGAUUUCAUGGAUGUGCUUUUGAAUUUAGAUGAUUUCUCUGUUGACCACAUUGCAGGUGGUGCUGGCUUAAAAGGUUCGAAACAAAAUACAGGCAACAGUGAACAAAGAAAUGAAGCCGGGGAAAAGGGUUCAAAGAAAAGUGUCAAAUUCCCUAAUGAAAUACAUGAUAUCGACGACUUGAGCCAUUCGCUUAAAAAACUAUUAACUGGUGUCGAAAAUGGAGCAAUACCAGUCAAUGAUGGUGAUCUUUUGCCAACUCCGAUAAAAGUUUCGAACGCUAUAAAUGAAGUCCGUUAUUUUACACUCAACCACCUUUCUUCGAAUAUACCUUGCGCAAUAUCUUCAUCCAUUCUGGAAAAUGAAAUCAAGCUCAAGAUUCAUAGCUUACCUUACCAGGCUGGUAUCUUUUUUAUCAACUCAAAGGAAUUCUGUUUGGUGAGUUUCAAUAAAUCAGUUGCCAAAAAUAUGUUCGGACUCCACGCUUCUGAGUUGGUAGGAAAAAAGAUGUCUACCAUCAUUCCCUCUUUCAGUAACAUGAUAAACUUUAUCAAGCUGAAGUAUCCCCGGUUAGAUAUCCUUCUGCCCAAAAACAGGGGUCUGGUCCUCACUGAGCACUUUUUUAGGAAAAUUCAAGCUGAGAUGAAUCACAAGGAGGAAAGCUAUUUCAAUUCCAUUGGAAUCGACGCUGUUCACAGGGAUGGCUGUGUCCUGAAAGUUGAUAUUCAGUUACGAGUGAUAAACCAAACGACGUCUUUGCUGUGGAUUACCCAUUCCAGAGAUGUCGUGUUCGAGAACUAUAAAACUACCCCAUCACAACUGCCUAUGCUUAAGGAAAGCGAGCUAGCACUUGUAGGUAGUGGUUCAACUUCCCGAGGCUCUUUAAAAACACCUAGUGGGAGACCUCAUGUCGAUGAGCUGCCUUCCCUUAAAGACAGUCUCAAGCUGGACGGUAGUACUGUCGGCUCCUUCGAGAACGCCAGUUACCAGUCGGAAGGAAGCGUUGCAGAAUCCCCUGACACACCUACUGAUGAAUCGAGCCAUGAUAGCGGGAGUAAAUUAGAACUGAAGAAAUUGAACGACGAAAUCCAGGUCAAACUCGAUAUUACGAAAAGUUAUGGUCAGGAUAAAACGCUAUUUUUUAAAGACAACAAUUUCAGAUUGAAUGAGGAUCUCAUUUUAUCUUUGACAGCUAACUCGACCGAGGGUGGUGAGAAGGUUGGGGAAAUGUUCAUGAAGGAAGAGAUUGCUGAGGGCCGUGGUGUAGGCUCUACACAGACAUUUGUCACGGAGCCGGCGACUAAUAUAGGAAGUCUCAAACAUGUCAAGAAGUUUUCGGACUUUGCAGUAUUGCAAAAAAUGGGGGAGGGCGCAUAUGGUAAAGUGGAUUUGUGCAUGCAUAAGAAAGACGGGUAUAUCGUGGUGAUCAAGUUGAUUUUCAAAGAAAGGAUUCUGGUUGACACAUGGGUCCGGGACCGGAAGUUGGGAACAAUACCCUCUGAAAUUCAGAUAAUGGCUACGCUCAAUGCCAAACCGCACGAGAACAUUUUGAAACUACUGGACUUUUUCGAGGACGACGACUACUACUACAUUGAAACACCGGUUCAUGGACUGAGUGGCUCUAUUGAUUUGUUCGAUCUGAUCGAACUGAAGACAGACAUGACGGAACAUGAAGCGAGACUGAUUUUCAAACAGAUCGUUUCUGGCAUCAAGCAUUUGCACGAUAACGGGAUUGUGCAUCGGGAUAUUAAGGACGAAAACGUCAUUGUUGAAAGUAACGGUUUCGUGAAAAUUGUGGAUUUUGGAUCAGCUGCUUACAUCAAGAGCGGUCCCUUUGACGUGUUCGUAGGAACCAUUGACUAUGCGGCACCAGAAGUCUUGGGAGGAGAACCUUAUGAAGGCAAGCCUCAAGAUAUCUGGGCUAUUGGUAUUUUACUCUACACCAUUAUUUUCAAAGAGAAUCCGUUCUAUAAUAUUGACGAGAUUUUGGACUCGGACUUGAGAAUAAACCCCAGUCGAAGGGUAAGUGACGAUUGUGUCAGUCUGAUUCGGAAGAUUCUUAAUAGAUCAGUUGGCAAGAGGCCCUCCAUCGAGGAGAUUUGCAACGACAAAUGGCUUGAAAUAUGA